GUUGAUUUCCCGCCUUUAGAUUGGCAUAUAAAUCUACCUAAUACUGGCUAAAAAUCCAAAUCAACAGCAUCUUUUCUUCGAAUGAUUUAGUUUUUAAUAUAUGGAAGACUAUUGCUAGCUUUACAGUUAGGCGGUAAUAACCCCCCUUCUUCGUCACUUUCUGGAAACACAUAAGUUUUAUGCCAGGUUUUCAACCGUUAAUAGCACCUAUUCUGUCACUCAGAGUGUAGGCUGUUCACCAGUCAUUAGCAUAUUACAGGCUCUUUAACACUGACAAUUUUGAUCUACAAAAUUUUCAUCUUUAUAGUUCUAAACAUCAUGGAUAAACCAGGUGUGAAAAGAUUGGCUUUAUCAAGAAGCCGGGUUCCAUCAAAUAGUUCUACUCCAAGUGGAAUAUCCAGACGAGGCACUUCCACCCCAACUGGAAGCUCUAAUAAAAAUAGAAGUUGUAACUAUUCACCAAUAACCAACUUAGACUUUUCAAAAUCAUCAGCAGGAUCAAUUGAUAAACCAGAACCUAAACUUCUUAAACCUCUUGGGCCUUCAUUUCCACAAAGCUCAACAGAAAAAAAGUCUCUUUCAAAACCAAAACUUUCUACUGAAGAGCAAUCUACACUGCUGUACAUGACCUAUCAACAACAACAUUUUCUAAAUAAUCAACUUGAAGAAUCUAAAGAAAGUGUGUUGGCAGACUGCAAGAAACAGGUAGAAGAUGUGUGGCAUUUGAUUAAGAUGAAGGAAAGUAAAAUCACCCAAAUAAAGGAAAGAAUGGAAUUGGAAAAAAUGCGUUUGCAGUUAACUUCUCAUGUGAAGGAAAUACAGCCAGUUGUGAAGCAAACAGCAGACGUACUUGACGUUGUAACCCCCAAAGUCGAAGAGCUAGCGCAAGGAUUGGACACAUAUCGGCAUCAAAUCAAAUUGGUUGAGAUUAAUGAAUUUAAAAAUGAAGAUGCGGAUGAAUUGGUCCGUUCAUUUGAAAUGAAUGCCAUUCUUUGCAAAAAAAUUGAAACGGAAAAGCUGCACGAAGUUAUGAAAACGGCCCACAUUGUGUCAGAGGUUGACAGGAAAACUUCAAGCCAAAUCAAGAUUAUGGAAGAGGUUCAACGUAUGAACUUCCAAACGAUAACGCGACUCGGACAAGAAAUUACCCUGAGCGAAGGAAAAAAGGAUUACAAGAAACUAUGCGAUCUUGAUGUGUGAACUUGCACCUACAGUUGCAAAAUGGGGAAGAUUCGUCAAAAAAAAUCCGUCAGAAAAAAACCUACACGUUGUUUUUUUUCGUCCUUAUUAGGUAUUUGUUUUAGUAUUUUAAUUUUGAUAAUAAAGGCUAAUUCGAUACGGUC
This is a messenger RNA of Daphnia carinata, 1343 nucleotides long. RefSeq lists its product as uncharacterized. The transcript has 6 exons. Lineage: Eukaryota; Metazoa; Arthropoda; Branchiopoda; Diplostraca; Daphniidae. The record is from RefSeq and is a predicted model, not a curated record. The coding region runs from base 319 to 1200 and encodes 293 amino acids.